Messenger RNA from Ctenopharyngodon idella (grass carp), 1297 nucleotides. RefSeq lists its product as uncharacterized. Bases 1 to 861 code for a protein of 286 amino acids. The transcript is spliced from 2 exons. Gene Ontology annotation, molecular function: GTP binding. The record is from RefSeq and is a predicted model, not a curated record. NCBI's taxonomy places the organism in Eukaryota, Metazoa, Chordata, Actinopteri, Cypriniformes, Xenocyprididae.
AUGGCACAGCUGAGUGUUUCACCACGCAGAUCAACUUUGAUUCAUUGUGGCCCUCCAAAACGAUUUCGUCUAAACACAGUGAGAAAAGUACUUGAUGAUCAUGGAAAAGUCAGAAAAUGGACAUAUGGGAACAAAGACUCCAGUAAACAAAACAAAAUUGUUCUGUUGGUGGGAGAGACCGGUGCUGGCAAGACGACUCUCAUCAACACCAUGGUCAACUACUUACUGGGAGUGAAGUUUGAGGAUGAACUAUGGUAUGAAAUCACAGAAGAAGAAGAAGCAGGAGACCAAUCAGAAUCACAAACAUCUGAAAUCACCAUGUAUGAGCUCUUUCCUGAGAGUCCUCACCAUCUCACCAUCAUUGAUACUCCAGGUUACGGAGACACUAGAGGACUGGAAAAAGAUCUGGAAGUUGCUGAGAAUUUAUCCACUCUGUUUCAGAGCAAUGAUGGAGUUCGUGAGAUUGAUGCAGUGUGUUUUGUGAUUCAAGCAUCUAAGAAUCGUCUCUCAGACAGACAGCAUUAUAUCAUCAGUUCAAUUCUGUCUUUGUUUGGAAAAGACAUCGUGAACAACAUUGUAUUUUUAAUCACACACUCUGAUGGUCUGCCACCCAAAAACGUCAUCGGCGCCAUUAAUAAAGCCAGAAUCCCCUGCAGACGAGACUGCAGUAACCAACCUGUUCAUUUCUUAUUCAACAAUCGGCAGGCUGAAGCCCACCACAGUGAGAAACGUUACCUUCGUAAUCAAAGAGAUGCUUGGGAAAACAGCAUGGAAGAGACAAAGAAAUUUCUUCAGUCACUGGAAGGAAAGAACAGAAGAAGUUUGGAGUUGACUUCCAAUGUCCUGAUAGAGCGCAUUUAAAUAAUAAGAAACUUCAUUGAAUCAUUGUAUCAAGCUGUUUUAGUGUUUUUUUUAAGCAAGCCACUUCUAUCCAAUCUGUUUAUGAACUGUAAUAAUAACUAAUAUUUUGGGGUACUUGAUAGUAGUUUUAACAGAAAAUGUUGCAUUCAUGAACACUGCUGUUUACUCUUGUGUUAAUCCUUUUUUUUAAAUUUCUUUUAAAUUCCUUUGUUGUUUCCCUCAGAUUUGUCUGUCUUGAUGUCAACAUCAAAAUUCUUAUUGAAUAAAAUAACUAAAAUACAUACAAAAAUAUGACAUUCAUAACAUCUGCAUUUUCUUGACCAAGCUAGAAGAUCUUCUUAUCUUAGUGAAAAAUAAUUAGUCAAAGGUUUGUUUUUGUGAAUUGUGGGGACAUUCCAUAGGCGUGGUUUUGGUUGGAAAAAAAAAAAAAAAAAGU